GUGAAUUUCUUACCUGAAGCCUGUAAAGACUAACUAGUUUGAAAAUGGAAAACCAAGAAACAAUGGAUUCUUCUCAAACAACCAAACAGUCUGUUAUUUCAGAGGAGUUAAUUUCAGAAGGAAAAUGGGUCAAGCUUGAAAAAACAACUUACAUGGAUCCUACUGGUAAAACUAGAACUUGGGAAACUGUGAAACGUACAACCCGGAAAGGACAGUCUGCCGAUGGGGUGGCAAUUAUUCCAGUGCUGCAAAGAACUCUUCAUUAUGAAUGUAUUGUUCUGGUGAAACAGUUCCGACCACCAAUGGGUGGCUACUGCAUAGAAUUCCCUGCAGGUCUCAUAGAUGACAAUGAAAGCCCAGAAGCAGCUGCUCUUCGGGAGCUUGAGGAAGAAACUGGUUAUAAAGGUGACAUUGCUGAAUGUUCUCCAGUUGUAUGUAUGGAUCCAGGUUUGUCAAAUUGUACUAUGCACAUUGUGACAGUAACCAUUAAUGGAGAUGAUGCUGAAAAUGUAAGACCUAAGCCAAAGCCUGGAGAUGGAGAAUUUAUGGAAGUAAUUUCCUUACCAAAGAAUGACCUGCUGAAGAGACUUGAUGCUCUGGUAGCUGAAGAACAUCUUACAGUGGAUGCCAGAGUCUAUUCCUAUGCUUUGGCAUUGAAACAUGCAAAUACUAAGCCAUUUGAAGUGCCCUUCCUGAAAUUUUAAGGCCAAAAAGGACAUUGGCAGUAUGUUUUUGUAAACAAGACCACCAGGCCUUCUUCAUUCAGACUUUGUAUUCAAUAUAAUUUAAUGCAGAUUUGAAAUUAGCUUUUUCACAAAAUAAAAGCAACACAGAA
This is a messenger RNA of Orycteropus afer afer, 835 nucleotides long. It is a transcript of the gene NUDT5, whose product is annotated as nudix hydrolase 5. The record is from RefSeq and is a predicted model, not a curated record. Lineage: Eukaryota; Metazoa; Chordata; Mammalia; Tubulidentata; Orycteropodidae. Gene Ontology annotation, biological process: nucleoside phosphate metabolic process; ribose phosphate metabolic process. Gene Ontology annotation, cellular component: nucleus. Gene Ontology annotation, molecular function: ADP-ribose diphosphatase activity.